GUGCCUCGCGUAGCCGUUCCCGGCGCAAGCGCAGCCGAUCAAGGGCGCGCAAAGAGAAUCGCAGCCGGUCAAAAAACCGUAGAUCAAAGUCGAGAGAUCGUAGACGGCCGUCCUCCGACGAGAGCGCCUCGCCCCGAAAGCGAACGCCCUCGCCGAAGCGGCGGGCGGCGGCUUCGAGGUCUAAAUCUCGAAGAGCCACUCGAAAGCAGCAGAGGUCGAAAACACCCGAGCGGGUGCCGCCUACCAGCUUUGCAGAUUAUGAACCUGCUCCUGAUGGUAGCGGCUGGUAUGUCUACAAGAAGAUGAGCAAGUGGAAAUUUCACCCAGAAACUGGGCUCUACCUCCACAUCAAGAGUGGAGUUUACUACAUACAGAAAGAGGGUGACCCCAAAAAUUUCCGGAAGAUCGAUGAUGACGAUGACCCCAUCGUCCGAAAAAUGAAGCAGUCAGAAGAGAUGCGGAGGGCCAUCCAGUCUACAGAAUUCGUGCAUUUCGGGGAGGGCGCUGCAGCAGCUGCGCCGCGCGCCAUUCGGGAGGAUGGUGUCCCCGCACCUGUAGAAAUAGCACCAGCGCCCAAGCCGCCGGAAAAGGAGAAGCCUCCGGAAGAAAGCGACAAGAAAAUCGAAGGAAAAGUUCGGGAAUGGAAUGCAGAGAAAGGCUUCGGCUUCAUCAUUCCCCUUGUGCGGGAGGACGAAGAGGCUCCAAAAAGCAUCUUCGUUCACUUGUGGAAUGUAGUGGGCAGCACCAGCAAGAAUCCCAUCAACCUCAGAGAGGGCGCGAAAGUCCUGUACAAGCUGGGGGAACAGGAUGGCAAACCUCGAGCGCAAGAUGUGGUGAUGCUCGGGAAGGAUGGUCAGCCCCUUCCCGUGCACGCGGGAGCGCAAAAUCUGGAGGAGAAGAGAAAGAGCUAUUUUGUGACGGCCGAGACACUGCGAGUUCGGGUCCACGGGGAGAGCUGGCCGGGCAAGCAGAUCGAGUUGCAGGAUCGCUUCGCUCAGGAUGAGGCCAUGGAUGAGCUCGGCGUCUACUUCGGCGUGUUUGACGGACAUGGGGGCGCGCAGGUCUCGGAGAUAGCUGCGAAGACCUUGCACCGGAACAUCCUGGCGUGUUUCCGGCAAAAGGCCGUACAGCCUGCAUCUCGGGACGAGAAGAUCAAGUUGGCCGUACGGGAGGCAUUUGCCCAAACCGACCGGGACAUCUUAGCCCUCUCCGAGAGGAAGAAAUUUGACUCCUCCGGCGCUACUGCCGUUUGUGCGAUGCUGCAUGGCAACCCAAAACUGGGUACUGCGCUGCGGCUGGUCUUGGCCCACAUCGGCGAUUCUCGGGCGAUUCUCUGCAGGGCAGGUACGGCGGUGCAGAUCACCGAGGAUCACAAGCCGGACCGAAUAGACGAGAAGAAACGGAUAGAACGUGCAGGAGGCUUGGUUCUGAACGUGCGCGGGGCUUGGCGCAUCGCCGCCCCUGCCAAGCGCGGGGCCUCGAAGUCCUCGCGCCGGGAAUACCAAGGCCUCUCCAUCACAAGGUCACUUGGGGACGCCUGCUUCAAAAACCCGGCGUUGUCAUCAGCAGACCCCGAGGUGCGGGUGCUGCCGAUUUCGGACAAGGACCUCUUCAUUGUGCUCGUUACGGAGGGGGUCACAAGAGUCCUCUCGAACCAGGAUGUCAUCGAUUGUGCCAGCAAGCACUGGGAUGAUUCAGAGGAGGCGGCAAAGAACAUCGUGCGGACGGCGUUCCAAGCCGGCAGCGACGAGAACUUGACCGCCUUAGUGAUUCAGUUCGGAUGGGCGGACAAGCACACACCCAGGUAUAUUGAGCGAAGAAAGCAAAUGGUAGCACAGGGCGUUGAUGGGGGAAGCCCCGUCAUGAAACCCACCGCGGAGCCCAGCAAAGAGGUUUUCAACGACAAAGCCGUAGAGAAGGAUGAUUUUGACAUGUUCGGCUGA
Molecule: messenger RNA, 1943 nt
Organism: Symbiodinium pilosum
Lineage: Eukaryota; Dinophyceae; Suessiales; Symbiodiniaceae
Source: the annotation of a GenBank genome assembly